UCUUGGUAUAUCGACAAGCGAUCUUGUCCCCCACAAACUUGAGUUGAAUCACCUAAUAGUCAUCAGAAAGGGAUCACAGCCGAGGACGAACGGGAGGAAUUGAUGAAUUACCGUUACAAGGCAAGUUGCACUCUGCCUCCGAAGCCGCAGAAGAUGAAACACUCGCCCCGCAAAAACAUUGGCCAAAAUAUUCAAGCCCGGCAUAUCGAUAGCCGUUGCCUUUGCAGGCAGAGCUCGGCCAGACACGGAGUCGACAAAGCAGCCGGAAUAUACAAAUUUCGUGAAAGGGUACACGCAUGGCGGAGCGGGUGUACCUGUAGCCGAUACCACUGCCGCAAGGGAAAAUAAUGCUAUAUAUCUACCCUCUAGCAUUCU
Molecule: messenger RNA, 375 nt
Organism: Periconia digitata
Lineage: Eukaryota; Fungi; Ascomycota; Dothideomycetes; Pleosporales; Periconiaceae
Source: the annotation of a GenBank genome assembly